Messenger RNA from Trichoplax adhaerens, 1776 nucleotides. RefSeq lists its product as uncharacterized. The transcript is spliced from 13 exons. Gene Ontology annotation, molecular function: DNA binding; protein binding. The record is from RefSeq and is a predicted model, not a curated record. Bases 1 to 1776 code for a protein of 591 amino acids. Lineage: Eukaryota; Metazoa; Placozoa; Uniplacotomia; Trichoplacea; Trichoplacidae.
AUGGCGAUGGACUACCUCGAUUAUAGCAUUAACCUCUUAAAUCUGCCGGAUGAAGUAAUCGAAUUCAUUAUAACUACAAGCAGCUUAGGACUUUUAGAUAUUAUCCAUGUAUCUGCGACUUGUAAGCAGCUGCGAGACAUUGCUUGCAGUUCCACUGUUUGGCAACAUCUUUCAAGAUCAAGGUGGUCAAAAUGGAGUCCUAAAUUAACUGGUCUUGUACUAGAUUGGUAUCAAAUAUACAAAGCAAGACAUAAGUUGGAGUCUCAAUUCCAAGUUGAAUUAGCCCAGAUGAAUGAAAAAUAUUUCAAUGAUGAUAUAUUACCCCGUCAGGCUUAUCAAGCUUUUGUUAAUUUGAUACUAAGUGACGAUCACAACAUUGCCACGGAAACAUUGUAUGAAUAUUUAGCCACCAUUUUAUCUGAUAAAAGUCAACAUAAUUUAACGUUGAAAUAUUACGGGAAAAGAGUAUUCAAUAAUGUUUGCCUCCAGUCAAUAUUGAAAGAAUUUUUGCAAAUGGACGAUGAUAAAAUAAACUUGGAGGAAGGUGCUGUUAUCAUUUCAACAUGGUUAAUGCCAUCCUUGGGUAUAGUGCAUGAAGAUAGCGUGUAUAAACAAUUGGAUUCAAUUGCUUACCAGGUGCAAAAGAAGCUGAUAAAUACCAAGAAUGGUCAACAACUUUUAGAAAGGUUUCAAAAUUCAAAUGGCUAUGUCACCGAUUACAAUUACUGUCGUAAUGUACUAUCAGCAAUGAAUGAAGUUCUAUACAAUGACCUAAAUUUUCGCGGAAAUCGCACCAAUUACUAUGAUGAUCGAAAUUCGUUUAUUGAUCAGGUUUUACAUCGUCGGAUAGGAAUUCCUAUAAGUCUAUGCAUCAUUUAUCUUGCUAUUGCACGAAGGCUGAAAGUCAAACUGGAUCCGAUCGGUUUUCCUGGUCAUUUCUUAUUACGCUUGCAACAUUCUGAAACAGUUUAUGGCGAUGCUACUACAGCUGAAGUAUUCAUUGAUGCUUUCGACCAUGGUAAAUUGCUCAAUCAAAAUGAAGCAUUUGAUAUGUCACCUAACCCAUCACAUAAGAAAAUUGAACUCUUACAACCUAUUAAAAACAGACAGGUACUAGCCAGAAUGGUUAGAAAUCUCACUAAUAUCUAUCAGAACAACUUUAGGCGUCAAAACAUGUUAACUGCCUUAAUUAAUUCGCUACGCUUGAUAUUGCUCUUGUGUCCUGAAGAUGAAGAUAAUCAUUCCUUUUUAACACGAUUGCUUUACCAUUUUCACGUUUACGAUGAAGAGGUGAUCAGAAGUGCAGAAGAGAAAGCGAAGAGCGGAAUUUUUAAAUUAAACCUUGGGCACUUAGAUAGCUUAGAAAGGAUGAAAGAAUUAAAACAAAAAUCCCGUAAACAUGAGUUGAAAGUUAAGCGUCGGCCGCCACAUGUCAAUUUACCAACAAAUGUGAUAUACAAAGUUGGAAUGAUGAUGCAACAUCGAAGAUAUAACUAUACGUGUGUAAUAUAUGGCUGGGAUUAUGAAUGCAGAAUGACCCAGGCUUGGGUUACACAAAUGGGAGUUGAUAUGUUACCGAAUGGAACUAAACAACCCUUUUAUAAUGUUCUUGUAGAAGAUGGUUCACAGCGUUAUGCUGCCCAAGAAAAUCUACGACAAAUUGAAGAACAAAUCGAACCAUGCCCUAACGCAGAAGUUGGCAAGUUCUUUCAAUCGUUCACUGGUACAAAUUAUGUGCCCAAUGACCAAUUGCGAAUUCGUUAUCCAGACUACUAA